Molecule: messenger RNA, 1355 nt
Organism: Darwinula stevensoni
Lineage: Eukaryota; Metazoa; Arthropoda; Ostracoda; Podocopida; Darwinulidae
Source: the annotation of a GenBank genome assembly
GUUAGGAUGUGAUUGGUCGACGGCCGGCAACCUCCUGGAACAUCAUGGUUCCCUACAGAGAGCUAUGAAUUAGCAUUCCGGAGAGUGACAAAGUAAUUUUGGGUAUUAUUACAUAUAUCUGGACCUGUUGGGCCAUUCUUUAUGGCUCUGUAACUCGGGGUCUUUGUCCACAAAGCGUUGGGCUACGUAGAUAAGAUAUUCCAUAUCGUGUGUCGUUUUAGGCCAUCAUGUUUAGGUCUAGGCCAGCAUUGGAUGUUGCGCAGAAACUUCGAUGAUGACGGAAUUUAUCUCAUAAUAUUUUCAACCAAAUGGUAUCUUAACCGAAGACAACAUAAAUUGUCGUGUGCCUAGAAUACAGAGGUCGAGAAUGAGAAACAUACGCCACUUUGUGAAAAUGGUAAAAAACUUCAAGGACAAUAUGUUUACUAAACACCUAUUGAUCACAAACACGGUCAGUGGAGGUGUCUUGCUUGGCAGUGGCGACGUCAUCCAACAAGUGUUCGAGAGAUAUCAGGGGUACCACAAAGGGAGGCGGUAUGACACCAUGAGGACAUGGAGGAUGUUUGUGGUUGGUCUGCUUCAAGGUCCUCCACAUCACUAUUGGUACACUUGGCUGGACAAGGUCUUCCGUGGAAAAGACCUGAAAACCAUUGCAAAGAAAAUAUUGUCUGACCAGUUUAUUGCUGCUCCUUUCUUUGCCAUCACAUUCUUCCUUGGUAUGGGUUACAUGGAGGGGAAGGAUUUUGGAGCCAUCCUCAGGGAGUUCAAUAAGAAGUUUCCCUAUGUGUACUUGUUUGACUGGUGUAUAUGGCCACCAACACAAUACAUCAACUUCUUGUGGGUUCCUGGAGCAUAUAGAGUAAUCUAUGUCAAUGCUGUCACAGUUUGCUGGGAUGUCUUCCUCUCUUACAUCAAGCACAGGGAACAAUUUGAGAAAGAUUUCACCCCGAUGGAAGCAUUUUUCCACGAUGUGGAACUUCAUCAUGAGGACAACAUCCAGGAGGUAGAAGGAACACAGAAGAAAGCCUUAAAAAAUGUCUAUCAGGUUCCCUGAUUGUUGCCACUCCUAUUUCUCAGAAGAUUGGAGAGUCCACUGCUUUUGACCCCAUGGUAAAGGUAGACCUGCUAUAGUAAGUGCUAAGGCUGAAUGAUUGGAAGGAAGCUCUGUUGGGCGUUUUUAUCUCUCCAUAGAGGUGCAUUAGGGGAAUCCAUUGUGAUAUUUAUAUUAAACGUUUCUGCAUGCAUUGGAGUUUGAGUUUGUGAUAUUUAUACUUCCAAGAAGUUUUAAAAAAUGACCCAAAGAAUAGCACUUUAGCACAUUAUAUGUCUUGAGGCCAGUAUGGAAAUACUAGUCA